AUUCAGAUAAACCAGUCUUACAUUUUGCAAUAUUUCUUUCCUACUUCAGGAUCCUAAACCAAUUCCCCUUUCCCUGCCCCACCCCCUCAGCCAGUUCAUAUAAAACUCACUCUGCCUUUAGCAACACCUUGCUAGGCUGUUGUCUGUUACUGCAUGAGUGUCUGCCUUCUCUCUGGGAGAAUGGACACUUACAUCUCUAUAGCUGACCCUUCUGUCUUGCUCUGCUUGAGUAUGACUGCAGCAUUUGGAAUAAUCACCUUUUACAAAACCAAGAAGAACCAGGUGGGGAAAAAGUGUGUAUUUGCCCGUGGUCUCCUCCUUCUGCUUUUAUUGGGAAUACUCUGUUUUGCCACGCUGAAAAGUUAUGUAGGCUUAAUCCUGUUCUCCAUGGCAUGUCUCAUCUGUUACAUUCACUUAUCAGUUCAAACAAUGUUACCUGUGGACAACAAAGCUGUAUUGAUCACAGGAAGCGAUUCCGGGAUUGGACAUGCAUUGGCGAAGUACCUUGAUAAUUUAGGAUUUGUUGUAUUUGCUGGUGUCUUAAAUAAAAAAGGAGCUGGGGCUGAAGAAUUAAAAAGAAGCUGUUCCCAGAGACUUUGUGUCCUGCAACUGGAUAUAACCAAUUCUGCACAAAUUAAGGAAGCCUAUCUUAAAAUUUCAGAGAUGGUGCAAAAUACAGGGUUAUGGGGUGUUGUCAACAAUGCUGGAAUCUUGGGGUUUCCUGCAGAUGGUGAACUGCUGCCCAUGAGUGUUUACAAGCAGUGUAUGGAUGUGAAUUUCUUUGGGCAUGUAGAGGUGACCAAAAUGUUCUUACCGUUACUUCGGAAAUCCAAAGGAAGGCUAAUUAAUAUCUCUAGUAUGGCAGGAGGCAUUCCGAUGACAAGGUUUGCCGCAUAUGGUGCAUCAAAAGCAGCUCUGUCCAUGUUUUCCGGAGUAAUGAGGCAGGAGCUUGCCAAAUGGGGAAUUAAAGUUGCUGCAGUUCAUCCAGGAGGCUUCAGAACAGGCAUACAAGGUACAUCUGAGCUGUGGGCUAAGCAAGAAAAGCAUCUUCUGGAGAAUCUCACACCAGACGUGAAGAAAGAUUAUGGUGAAGACUACAUUGAAGCACUGAAAUAUUUCCUCCUGCACAUGCCAGUUCAUUGUGCUCCUGACCUCUCUCCAGUACUAGAUGAUGUUCUCAAUGCUUUAUUGGCAAAGAGUCCACAUGGUUUAUACACUCCAGGCAAAAGUGCUUACCUAGCUCUGUGUACCUUUUGCUAUUUUCCUCUCUGGCUUUACGAUUUGUACAUUGGUAAGAUGCAAAGUAACAAAAGUGUACCCAGUGCUUUAAGGGCAUCAGAGGCCAAAAACAAGAACACGUAAGCAGAGUGUGGAAUUCCGUCAGCAUUUUAAAUUACACCAGGAGAACAGGGCAAGGUUUUGUGUGAAGACACCGUUUGCUACAUUGCAAUUUACUGGGGUCCUUUGCUCGUCAAAUUGCAUUCCAGCUGCUGGGCAAUUGGGGCUGAGGUUAAUCUCGAAGCUUUGUGUAUUUUAGACCUUGUCUACACUACGGGGGGAGAUUGAUCUAAAUUAUGCAACUUCAGCUAUGUGAAUAAUGUAGCUGAAGUUGACGUACUUAGAGCUACUUACCGCGGGGUCCACACUAUGCGAUGUCGACUGCACUUGCUGAGGACUAGCUUCUUGGCAAGUUUUAAAAAUAACUUCAUUUUAUUUGAGUGCCAAAAAAAGUUAUUUUGUUUAAGUACUUGGGGAUCAAAUGCUUCUCAUAUAUGGGAUAACUCAAUCAUGGUCAAAUUAAAUUUUACUUUAAAACAUUCUCUCUUUGGGUUCAGAACAUGUAUGACAAAUUUUGGCCCCCCUCAAGGGUAAUUUUUCUGAAAGUUUUCGGGGCUUAAAAAUUAAAGUGGAAAUGUUGUUUCCCCAUCAGGACUUAAAAACACCUUCAACAUUUGUACGUGUUCACUGGCAAGUGAGAUUUUUGAUUUUCAAAAGACUCUGUGUCUGUGUGACGCUGAUUUUCAGUGAACAAAGCCAAGUAAUGAAGCAAGAAUAACAACUUUUGGAGCCAAGGCUGUUUUUAGCAGGCCUAUAUGAUAACCUGAUAAGUGCUUCCUUGAUGCAUGGAUUUUCAAAAGACAAUAAAUGACCUGAGAGUGCAAGUCCUACUGAAAGUCCAACAUGUGACCAAGGGCCAGAUUUUUAAAGGUAUUUAAAAGGUGCCUGGUCAGAUUGUCAAAAUCGUCUCAGCGUGCAACACUCAAUUAAAUCAAUGAGUUUUAGGCAACUAGAUAUUUUGGGAAAAAAAAACCUGGGCACCUAAAUACCUUUUAAAAAAACCUGCUGCUACAUCACUGAGAAGCACAAGUCCUGUUGAAGAUCAAACAUGCGACUGUUAUUCAUGCGAAAAAUUAAUUGGCUUUGUGUUCCUAAAUUAUUUGAUUACCUAACACAUCUAGGGACAGUAGCACAAAAAUCAGUUAGGCUCUUUCAAAACUCCCAUGCACCAACGAUAAGUAGCUUCCAGUCUAUCACAUAAGCCUUCUAAACACAGUCCUAAUUACAAUCGUUUUUACUCUUGCCCUAUUACUUGACUUUAUUCAUACACGCAUUUAAUCUCAGGUUUGCACUUGUGAUACAUGGUAUUAUUUAUUUGCAUAGCAUGGGUGGUGUGCUAGGUGUUCUACAGAUAGGCCUAAAGAUUUUAUUUCCCCCUGACGGACCAAAAAUAGCUGGGUGGGAUAGAUGGCCCUUGGAGCAGAUUUUGGUGUUGUGUAGUGAAGCAAACUGGACAGGGUUAUACUUGACAUUGUUGAUAAACACAUGACUCUGGAGCUGCCUGUACCAUCAACAUCAUAUUCUCAUGAAGGUGACCCAAGUAAAAAAAAUGACAGACGGGGGGAAACCGUGGGAGAGGGGGAGGGAGGAAUUAAAAAUUCUAUUAAGAUGAUGAUAAAAAAAAAUAAGUAGUGAACAGAGUUUGAGCAUAGACGUUUCUGGUUAUCAGGGAAUAACAUACAGAUUAUCGAGGGUGCAAAGUUUGGCUUAAGAUCAGGUGGCAUGAGGAAUACAUAAUCUGCAAUAUCCCUGAUUGGGGGUAAAAGGUUGAUGGCUCAAAGUACAGACAUUGAGAUAUGAGGGUAUGAAGUUCAUUUCUGGUUGUGUUCGGGUGUGGAGUAUAAUGAAUGGAUAUGAUGAUGAGGAUGGCUUGACCCUCAUUUGGUGAGAUUUAAUGUUUAGGGAGUUUAUGGUUCCAGUUCAUAUGAUCCAACGGAGAAGGUCACUUGGUCCCUUUCUCUUCUUGCCUACCUAAUCUCAUUGUUAAUGUGGUGAGCAAAGGAAAGCAGCGAUACCUAAAGGGAUCAUGGUUUGAUCCAUUGAUCAAACAUACGGUUUGAUCCAUUGAAGCCAACAUGAAGAUGUCAGUUGAUCUCAGUGGACUUUGGAUUAGGCUCAUUUCUGUCACAACAGAAAGAUAUAACUACAUCAAAUACAUAGCCCAGUCGGUGCUUGUUUUAGAAAUCUUUCUUCUUCCCAGACACUUGGGUCAGAAAGGUGUGAAUUCAGCCUGAUUUCUCUUACAGUUCUCUGCUUUGCAACUGAUUGGUAAUCAGUGAACUUCCAAAUUUAGGUUUACUCUGUCAUUAGAGCUGUUUCCAACAUACUCUCGAUGUAGCUGGCCCUUUAAACAACCAUUUGCACCCUUAAGAUGAUCAUUUUGGUUGUGUAAGUUACAACACCCUUCCUUCGAGUAUUCAGACAUGGACAAGGCCUAACAGCCAAACUUUGUGCAGCUCUAAGUGAUGGACAAACAAAUCAGUAACUGAUUAAUCAUAUAAUGCUAGUAAAAGAGAAAUGAGAAUUAGAAUUACCAAGUGCCACAGCCAGCCUUCAACUGGCUUCACACCACCACGUCCUCACCUUUGUGGAGCAAAUAACAACAGUGAAUAGUCACGCAAUUCAUUUACACACAAUGAUCACUAGCAGAAUCAAUCUCUACUGGCACGAGAUAUCCACAUUACCUGGAACUGACAUUUUUCUGGUUACUCAUGCAUGGGAGCCUGCAAGUAACUUCAGGGCAGAGUUUGAUAAAAAGCCAACCUACACUGUGAAUAUCUAUAAACGUCUGAAUAUUCUUCAGAGCAAUAUGACUGACACCUGUGCAAAAUGUGAUAGCUGCUGGGUCUAGUAUCUAGACCAUGCUGUGACUCUCAAAAGCGAGCUCUGUGGUUAAGAUGUGGCUAGGCAAAAACAGAUAGAAUAUAAGACAGGAAACCAAUACAGGGAGCUUGACUCUCCCAAUUGCAACAUUGCUUGGAGGAAAAAUAUGUAAAAGAACCAAAAUGUAAGUAACAACAUACCAUACUAUGCUUUUGACUUUCCAGGGAAGUCUAUCAUAGUUACACCCAACCCUAUGGGUGAAAUCCUGCCGCCACUGAAUUCACAAGCUCCCAUUGACUUCAACUGCGUCAUGAUUUCACCCAGGGUCUGUGUAUAGAGAAACUCAUCUGGCUGUCUGCCCUCUACUUGUUUACAAAUGGUUUAUUACACUAAUUUCCAACUAUUAGGAUAACAAUGGUCUGUUAACACCUAUGCCUUACUGCCUGUUCACAUCCUUAAGCUAUAGAUAUAUAUAUAUAAUUACACUCUGUGGAUGAAACUGUUUACUCAGUUGGGUAGUGUCCUGAAACCAUUCAUUUGAAGCACCUGACUAAUUACUGAAAUAAGACUCCUGGGAAACCUGCAGCCCUAAAGACAGUGCCUGGAACUGGUAAAAGAAGCUCGGUGGCCUUUCUUGUGUUGCUUCCAUACCAGCGAGAGCCAGGCGCAUUCGAACUGGAAUGGUCCUGUUAAUUUUUGCUGAUACUUAACCAGUUCCACUGACUCAAGCUGGUUCUAACAAACACCCAAAUACGCAGUAUGUCUGCAUGACAACAGUGUAAAUGCUUGGAUUUCAAAAUGACUGAGCUUCGGAGCCUAUCAAAGGAACAGUGAAUUACGAAGCAUGCCUAGGGCCUUCCUUGUGUCUGUUAUAGUUUAAACUGGAUUAAUGUGGAAGUGGCCUUGAGGCAGUGCAGCUCUGCUGAUUUCCAGCAGCUCAGGGUCUGCCCCUCACAGUCUCGUCCCUGGUUGGAAAGCAGUUUCAGGGCGAACUCCUGGCCUCAUUGAAGGCAAUAGAAAAAACAUCCAUGGCUUCAGAGGGGCCAGGAUGUCGCCCUCAAUCAUAGAAUCAUAGAAAUGUGUGACUGAAAUGGAGCUCCAAUGGGCCGCAACUUCAACCUCCCUGCUCUGAGGAAAGACCAGGUAAACCUAGGCAUCCAUGACUGGCAGAGACAGAUUAAGGGGACCUAGGCCAGAGCAAGUGUGGGGGGGAGCCCUCCCCAUCUCUUCUGCCUGUGGUCCCCCACCUCUUCUGCCUGUGGUCCCGCUCCCCACCUCUUCUGCCUGUGGUCCCACUCCCACUCCACCCCUUCCACCUGCAUCCCUGCCCACAGCCCCACCCCUUUAUGCCUCUUCCCCAGGAACCUGCUCCUGCUCCACCCAGAGUCCCCCCAUUCUCCCCCAUCCCACUGCACCUGCACAACCUGUUUGCUCCUUUCUGUCCCCACCCCCUUGCAGCCCCAAGACCGGACUACACAGAGGAGAAAGAGCUCCUCCAGUCCCAGGGCCACAGCGGCGGUCCAGGUACUGGGGCUUCUCCUGCUCUGCCUGCCUGGUGCUUCUGCCGGGGAUGGGGUUGGGCAUGGGGGCGUCCCCUGCCACCCCGUGGCUUCUGCUGGGAAUGAGGUCGAGACACUGGCAGGAUUGAGGGCCGUUGGGAGCUUCCCCUCACUCCAGGGCUUCUGCUCACCCCAGGGCUUUCCCUGCCACCUUGCAGCUUCUGCCAGGGAUGGGGUCAGGGGCCACUGAGGGGGGGACUUCCCCCAUCCCACGGCUUCUGCCCCAUCCCACAGUUGGGGGGCAGCUGGGGGGGGCUCCCCCAUCCCACAAUUUCUGAUGGGGAUGGGGGUCAGGGCACGAGCAUUUCCCCUGCCCCAGCCCCAGCUGCUGGGGCUCUGGGCUUCUGCCACCCGGUGGCGGAUUUUUUUCCAGGGCCCCCCAGUUGGCCAGGGCCUCAGCCAGUCGCCCCAGUGAUUAAUCCACCACUGCUGACCGAUGUUUGUCCAACCUGUUCUUGAAAAAUCUCCAAUGAUGGGGAUUCCACAACCUCCCUUAGGAAGCUGUUCCAGUGUUUAACUUUCCUUUAUCGUUAUACAGCUUCUCGGUUAGCAUCUAACCUAAAUCUCUCUUGUUGCAGCUUAAGCUGCUUACUACUUGUCCUAUGGUCAGUGGAUAUGGAGACCAAUUGGUCUUUGUCCUCUUUAUAAAAGCCCUUAACAUGUCUGAAGAAUUACCGGGGUCUCCCUGAGUCGUCUUUUCUCAAGACUAAACACGCUCAGUUUUUUUUAAUCUCUCCUCAUAGGUCAGGGUUUUUCGAAACCUUUAAUCAUUUUGUGCCUCUCCUCUGGACUCGCUCCACUUUGGCCACAUCUUAAAGUGUGGACCUUAGGACUGGACCUGGUACUCAAGCUGAGGACUUACCAGUACCGUGUGGAGUGGAACAUUCUUGUGUCUUACAAAUGACACUCCUCUUAAUAUACCCCAGAAUGAUAUUAGGCUUUGUUGCAACUGCAUCACAUUAUUGACUCCACUACAACCCCCAGAGCCUUUUCAGCAGUACUACCCCCUUGCCAGUUAUGUACUUGUACAUUUGACUUUUCCUUUCUAAGCAUACUACUUUGCAUUUGUCUUUAUAGCAUUUCAUCUUGUACACUUCAGACCCAUUUGUCAAGGUCAUUUUGAAUUCUAAUCCUCACCUCUAAAGUGCUAGCAAUGCCCCCUCCCAGCUUGGUGUCACAGUCAUAUCCAACCUAAAACACCUUCAGACUCAAUCUUGGGGGGGGGUGGGGUGGGGAAUCACAUUUCAAAGGUAAUAAUAUUACAUUUCCAAACCCCAGAAAAACAAUAGUAAGCACAUUUCAUCUUAAUAAUAAGAGUGCCAAAAACACACUGAAGGUAGCUUUCUGUGGUAAAAACGUUCAACACGAUUAUAUUCCAAUGUAUCUCAGAGUGAAACUCGACUGCACCCUCUCCUUCCAUGAUCAUCUUGAGAAGGUAGCUGCAAAGAUAAAAACGAGCCAACAGAAUCCAGAAACUAGCAGGUACAACCUGGGGUGCAUCAGCAUCUGUGUUGCGAACAUCUGCAAUAGCAUUUUAAUAUUCAGCAGCUGAAUAUUGUGCACGGGUAUGGCACAGAUGCAGCCACACACGUCUUGUGGAUACCCAGCUAAAUACAGUGAUGCGGUGCAUCACGGGACCCCUUAAGUUGACUCCAACACCAUGGCUACCUGUCCUAUCUAACAUCGCUCCCCCACCGAUAUGCCAAACUGCUGCAAGAUUCUGUGAAGCUCAGUGAAUCUAGGAAAACAUGUCUUUCUAUUCACCAAGACCUUGACAUUACCCCCUUCCCCAAUGUCUUAAGUCCCACAAGCCUUUCUGGGAAUAUCCAUUUAGCCUCAUGCAAUCAGGCUAUGAUCAGAAGGAGGCCUGGAAAGCAGAUUGGGCUAAACAAGACUUAAAAAAUAAGCACCUUGUGCCAGAUCCCAUGCAGAAGUUUCCUUGGUUUGACCUUCCAUGGUCAUCUUGGUCAACUCUGAACCGAAUUCGAACCAACCAUGGUAGAUGCAGAUAUUGAAUGCACAAAUGGAAAAUCAAGGACAUCUGGUGUGCAAGUGUGGGUCCCCCUGACAGACCAUUGAACAUAUCGCUACCUACUGCCCAAUUUAUAAAUAUGAAGGAGGCAUCACUGCAAUAAAUUCUGCUACUCCUGAUGUAGCCACUUAGUUCCAUCAACUUCAGGUGAAAUUGUAGUUGCUGUGCUACACCAGCCAUACGAAAGAAGAAGAAAUUAUCUAUCUAUCUAUCAACCCCAUGUAAGCUGAUUCUUCUUUCGUAUGGCUGGUGUAGCACAGCAACUACAAUAUCUAUUAAAAUAUAUACAUACACACCCACCACACACACUGUGUUCAAUUUUCAUGGUUCAUAGCCUCAUUUCCAGGCAGGUAAGCCCCUGGGCAUGUCAGAGUCUCAAAGCAUGUCAACACUCAUUUAGCAAAAGUCAGUCCAGAACUUGUCUGCAAUGUGUUUUUCCUCUUAGCUGCUGCACUUUUAAUCAGUGUUAUGGUAGUAACAAUAGCACCUGACAUUUUACAAGGUACAUAGUGAAACUCCACUAAUGGAUACACCCAGGCGCAGCAGACCUGACCAAGAUGAUAUAAAUAUGUUUCUAAGAAUUUUCCAGUGUAUCAUUCUGACAUGUGACAAGCUGUGGGCCCCUUCUUAGGAACUGCACAGAUGAAGGGCCUGCCCUGGUUCCAGUCAUUUGUGUAUCUCCACCACAGCAGACCCUAGUGUAGACAGGCAAAGCUGCUAUUUGCACUAGUGGAGGCUGCUUCUGCUUGAAAGGGGGAAACCACAUUGACACAAAUGGCAGCUGUGCCCAUCUACAUUGGCAUGUGUACUUGUGCAGCUAUACUGACGGCUGGAAUCGGAGCAAAUCCCAGGGUAGUUGAGGUCUCUGUCUUCUUGAGUCAACCAAACGGUUUGUUCUCUUAGAUCUGCCAUGCAGUGCUGGCUAGAAGGGAAUUUAAAAAAUGAUAGGCAGUGACCAAGCACAAGGAGCCUAAUUCAUCCCCAGCUGUAUUCAACAGACUUGCAUCAGAGAUAGAUUUGUCCCAAGCAGUGCCUAUAUCCCCAAGGACAUGUCACUUUCCUAUAUACAGGAUGAAACCUUUCUUGGUAGCCAAAAGCGAUGGGAAACAGCUUUUCUGCAUGAGUUACUGCAGCUGAGGUUUUUACUCACGAAAGCUCAUGCCCAAAUAAAUCUGUUAGUCUUUAAGGUGCCACCAGACUCCUUGUUGUUUUUGUGGAUACAGACUAACACGGCUACCCCCUGAUACUUGUAGUGUGAAAUGUCCUCUAAAGUAUGGAGAGCGUUACACAGCUGGAUGGAUACACUGAAACAAAAAUUGAACAUUGUUAGGAGAAGGCCAUACAGCAUGUGGUAUCAAGCAAGAUGGCAUCUGACUUCGACCAAGCAAGCUGAAGAGCUGUUCCUUUUUCUUUUCUAGAUAAGAUUUUUUUCCCUUUUAUUUCUUUAUUUUGAAUAUACUUGUCCAGAGACAUCUGCCAAUUUAUUGAGCCGUUUAAGCUUUUUUUAAGUGUUAAUGUAUGACUGUUUAAGUAGUAGUAUGUGGGUACAGCUAUUCAAAAUGGCACCAUUAAUUAGUUACUAACCUAAAGUUUAAACAAAUCCCACCGCAAAGGGAAUCGUGAGUUGCUGCUCACCAUUGUAUUGAAAGUAGAGCAGUUAAGCUGGAAGGGGAGCAAACAAGAGUACAUCAAUCAAGCUACAGUGCUCCAAAGGAGUGUAGUGGUAUUUCAGGGUUGAGAAAGAGACAAGGCCUAUUUGAUUGGUUUGUUUUAUUUUAGUUUUUGUGACAUUCAUGAUGUAUUACACUGACCUCAUAAUCUGAUAAUUGAUUGUGCUGAGUAGAUGACUUGCUCAAUUGUUGAUCUUAUUUCAUGUUAUUGUUAAUUCCCUGAUUUAGUAAUUGAAUCUCAAUUGUAACUUUCAUUUGAUCAUUGCACUGUUAUAAAUUUCCCUAAGCCAGUUGAAAAUAUACAAAUCAAUCAAUCAGA
Messenger RNA from Malaclemys terrapin pileata, 9741 nucleotides. It is a transcript of the gene HSD17B2, whose product is annotated as hydroxysteroid 17-beta dehydrogenase 2. Lineage: Eukaryota; Metazoa; Chordata; Testudines; Emydidae. The coding region runs from base 154 to 1362 and encodes 402 amino acids. The transcript is spliced from 5 exons. Gene Ontology annotation, molecular function: oxidoreductase activity. The record is from RefSeq and is a predicted model, not a curated record.